AUGUCUCAAUUACAAGAGACAACUGGUAGUAGUGGAGGUAAUGAAGAAAAAAGGGAGUUUCCUGAUGAUCGAAUUUUUAAAGAAUCUGUAGCACAAAGCUUUGAAAGGAUGAAUGUGCAAAUGAAUGACUUUAGAGAUGAAUUGGAUGUAUUGAGGGGAAUGAGAAAUGAGAUUACCAGGUUUAUGGAAGAGAUGAGAAGGGACAGAGAAGAUAGAAAUAGGAGGAAUGAUGGGGGAGCAAAUGUGGGAAAUCAGAAUAGAAAUGAAGGUAGAUUUCGGGCAGAACAUAGGAAUGAAGGGUAUGAAGAAGCUGAAUGGAAUGAUGAUGAGUAUGAUGAAGCUUAUGACUAUGGGAACUACCAUUAUGGUGGAAGAGGGCAUAGACCACCUAGGGGUAGAGGGCCUAGGGGAAGAAGGGGUGGCAGAAAUUUUAGGCUCGGUGAUCAUUGGGAUAGAGAUGGAAAUGAGGAGAGAGUUGAUGGGAAUUUAGCUAGUAUAAAGAUGCAAAUUCCACCUUUUCAUGGGAAGGAUAAUCCAGAAGUUUAUUUGGAGUGGGAGAGACAGGUGGAGUUGAUUUUUGAGUGCCACCAUUAUUCUGAAGAAAAGAAAGUGAAGUUAGCAGCUGUAGAAUUCAAAGAGUAUGCAAUUGUAUGGUGGGAUCAGUUGUUGAGUAGGAGGAGGAGAAAUGGGCAACGAACCGUGGAGACAUGGGACGAAAUGAAGGGAAUCUUGCGAAACAGGUUUGUGCCACCUUACUACCACAGAGAGCUGCUUCAAAGGUUACAAAAACUCACUCAAGGUACUAAAAGUGUCGAAGAAUACUACAAGGCCAUGGAGAUAGCGUUGAUUAGAGCUGAUGUCGAGGAGGAUCGGGAAGCUACAAUGGUUCGCUUUUUGAAUGGGUUAAAUCCUGAAAUUGCUAAUAUUGUGGAGCUGCAACCUUGUGUGGAGGUGGAGGAUAUGCUACAAAUGGCACUUAAAGUGGAGAAGCAACUAAAAAGGAAGAAUGUGGCUAGAUAUGCACCAGCCAACCAUUCGGCUCCUAGGAGUAAUUGGAAGUCGAAUUGGUCUGCUCCUUCAAGGGUGGAGAAAGAAGUUCCCAAAUUCAAGAAAGAAGAAUGGAAAGGAAAGGAGAAAGUAGAGGAGAAGAAUAAGGGAGUUCCUACUAGGACUAGAGAAUUGAAGUGUUUUAAGUGUUUGGGAAAUGGACAUUAUGCCUCACAAUGUCCAAAUAAAAGAGUGAUGGUUGUUAGGGAAAAUGGAGAGUUAGAAAGUGAAGAGGAAAGGGAGGAAGAAUCUGAUAAUGUUGAUGAGCAUGAGGAUGAUUGCUACGAUGAGGGAGAUCAGCCACCUAUGGAUGGCAAUAUCCUUGUCACCAUGCGCACACUAAGUGCACAAGUGAGUAUGGAGUGUGGUGAUGAAAUGCAAAGGGAGAACAUCUUCCAUACUAGGUGCUUGGUGAAUGACAAGUUGUGUAGUGUGAUUGUAGAUGGUGGGAGCUGUUGUAAUGUGGCUAGUUCACUCUUGGUGGACAAGUUGGGUUUGCCUACUACUACACAUCCAAAACCAUAUGGCUUGCAAUGGUUGAAUGAUUGUGGGAAGUUGAGGGUUACAAAACAGGUGGUUGUGCCAUUCACCAUUGGCAAGUAUAAUGAUGAGGUACUUUGUGAUGUUGUGCCUAUGGUUGCUACGCAUCUUUUGUUGGGCCGUCCAUGGCAGUAUGAUAGAAGUGUUGUGCAUGAUGGUAGGAAGAACAGGUACACGGUCACUAAGGAAGGUCGAACAUACUCAUUGCUUCCUAUGACACCAGGUCAAGUGCAUGAAGAUCAAAUGAGGAUUCUUAGAUCCAUUGAAGAAAAGAAAGAAACUUGGAGAGAAAAACUUAGAGAGGCCGAGCUGGAUGAGAGUGAAAAGAAAGAGAAGAGAGAAGAAAAAGAGAGAAAAAGAGAAACAAAAGAAAAGAAAAUGAGAACAAAUGAGAAAAAGGAAAGCUCGGGGCAAAAGGAGAGUGGAGAGAAAAGAAUGAGUUUGUAUGUGAAGGAAAGAGAAGUUAGAGAGGCUUUACAUUCAGGAAGACCUCUUUGUGUACUUAUGUACAAGGAGGUUAAUUUAUGUGUUACUGACCUUGAUUCACAUUUGCCUAGUGAUGCUUUGUCUCUUAUACAGGAAUAUGAAGAUGUCUUCCCGAAUGAGUUGCCACCAGGAUUGCCACCUAUCAGAGGGAUUGAGCACCAGAUCGACUUGGUACCUGGAGCACAAAUACCGAAUAGACCAGCAUAUAGAACAAAUCCUAAAGAAACAAAGGAGUUACAAAGGCAAGUGGAGGAGCUUAUGGAGAAGGGCUAUGUUAGGGAGAGCAUGAGCCCAUGUGCUGUACCUGUGUUGCUAGUGCCUAAGAAGGAUGGGAGUUAUCGCAUGUGUGUGGAUUGCAGAGCCAUCAAUAAAAUCACUGUAAAGUAUAGACACCCAAUCCCUCGCCUUGAUGAUAUGCUUGAUGGGUUGCAUGGUGCAAGUGUGUUUUCUAAGAUAGAUUUGAAAAGUGGUUACCACCAAAUAAGAAUGAAAAUUGGUGAUGAGUGGAAAACUGCUUUCAAAACUAAAUAUGGGUUGUAUGAAUGGAUGGUGAUGCCAUUUGGGCUCACAAAUGCUCCUAGCACUUUUAUGCGUUUGAUGAAUCAUGUGUUGAGGAAUUUCAUUGGAAAAUUUGUUGUUGUGUAUUUUGAUGACAUUUUGAUUUACAGCAGUAACAUAGAUGAGCAUUUGCAUCACUUGAGACUUGUUUUUGAUGUG
This is a messenger RNA of Hevea brasiliensis (rubber tree), 2790 nucleotides long. RefSeq lists its product as uncharacterized. The transcript has a single exon. The record is from RefSeq and is a predicted model, not a curated record. Lineage: Eukaryota; Viridiplantae; Streptophyta; Magnoliopsida; Malpighiales; Euphorbiaceae. Gene Ontology annotation, molecular function: zinc ion binding; nucleic acid binding. The annotation marks the transcript as partial.